AUGCACAAAGCGCGCGUUCGUACGGAGUCGAUGGUGCAGCGCUUCGCGAAGAAGCCGAUCAGUGAGGGCUUUGAUCUCUGGGAUUGCGGUUACCUCUUCGGCGCGCUCCGGCUGUUCAUGUUCAAGGCUGAGAGUGGCCCGCCCUUCCAGCUCGGCCCCUGCAUCGACGCGAUCGCGGAGAUCUCCGUCCAAAUGGGCUCCCCGGAGGACGCGAAGGAGCAGUUCCUCCUCGCGGCCGACAAGUACCGCAUCAUCCAGCAGCCCAUUCUCUCCGAGCUGAUGCGGAUCAAGCUGGCGGAACUGAUCUCGGGCCCCGCCGCCGCGCUGGAGCACCUCGAGGCCUACCUCGAGGAGCAGGACCCGGAGCGCGCGGGGAAAGGGGCCUCGGCGGAUAUGAAAACCCGCUGUGCCCUCGCCCGCAGCUACGCCUACCUCGCGGAGCUCUACCUCGCGCGAGGGGACGAGGACGACGUCGCCGACGCCGCGCGCGCGGUCGAGCUCGCGACCCUGGCGGUCACGCUCGGCUGGGAUCGCGUCCACCUCGGCGCGCUCGUCCUGGGAAAGGCCUAUGAGGUGAUGGGGCAGCUCGAGAAGGCGCGGGACGCCUACAUCCAGGCGAUCCAGCACUGCCCCCGCUACCUCAACGGCUUUGAGUACCUCAUCGACGUCCUCCGCCGGCUCGCCGUGCCGUCGAAGGAGCUGCUGCCGUAUAUGGAUCAGGCCAUCGACGCCCACCCCCGCGCGCAUCUCCUGCGGGAGAAGGCGUUCAUCCUCUCCGAGGUCGAGGGUGACGACGCCGCGCUCGUUUUCCUCAAGGCCCUCAUCGCAUCGCCGCCGCUGGAGGAGAUGGAGUGCGUGAGUUACGAUAACAGCGGGCCGACACUGGCGACGCUGCUGAAGGCGAAGGCCGCCAUUUUGGCGGACGGGGGGCGGUUUGUCGAGGCGCUCGAGGCCGCCGAGGAGGCAGUUAAAGCGUGCGCGAAGGAUAAGGAGGCGGAGAUGAUAGUGGCGGAUAUCAAGGAGGCUAUGAAAGCGUAG
Molecule: messenger RNA, 1038 nt
Organism: Phytomonas sp. EM1
Lineage: Eukaryota; Euglenozoa; Kinetoplastea; Trypanosomatida; Trypanosomatidae
Source: the annotation of a GenBank genome assembly